Messenger RNA from Paralichthys olivaceus (Japanese flounder), 4145 nucleotides. RefSeq names its product homeobox protein Hox-D4b-like. Gene Ontology annotation, cellular component: nucleus; nucleoplasm. Gene Ontology annotation, biological process: embryonic skeletal system morphogenesis; positive regulation of transcription by RNA polymerase II; anterior/posterior pattern specification. The record is from RefSeq and is a predicted model, not a curated record. NCBI's taxonomy places the organism in Eukaryota, Metazoa, Chordata, Actinopteri, Pleuronectiformes, Paralichthyidae. Gene Ontology annotation, molecular function: RNA polymerase II cis-regulatory region sequence-specific DNA binding; DNA-binding transcription factor activity, RNA polymerase II-specific.
GCCGGCCGUGAAGUGAGCCGUCGCCUAUAUAUACCCUGUAGAACCGAAUGUGUGUGGAGAUGCCUCAGUCACAGAUUGGGUUCUAGGGGAGUCUAUGGGCGAUGACUAACCAUCCAUCAACAUCCACGGACUGGGAGGAAGAACCCAGCACUGUUUACAUUUACACUGCCUCUGCUUUGCCAUGAGAAGCAGCACCUUUGUGUUCAGUUCUCCCUUUUUUAAAUCCUUCAUUUCAAAUCCGUACCUGACUGACAUUUGUGCAAUGCUGUGCAGGAAAAAACUCCAAUCUGUGAUUGCCCAAACGGAUCAUUGCACACACUGAGAUACACAAUGUGAUUACACCACUGGAUUCAAUUCCCCAGCAGCACUUAAGUCGGCUCAGAUAAGUCUGGAUAAAGAAAUCUGCAUCUGCAUCACGAGGAUACACAACAACAAUGCACUAAUCUGCAUGGGUGUGCAUGUAAACUUACAGAUUGAUUUGAUGCCCCAAUUAAAUCACUGCUGCAGCAUUCAGAUCAUCAACGUGGCUCCAAUUCUUUUUACAAAAUAGAAAAACAUGGAACAAAAUAUUAAUUAAACCUUUAAAAACAAUAUCAGACAUAUUUACUGAGUCUCCUCCUGUGAAUGAAUAGAAAUGCUGCUUUUUUCGUAUAAAAUAAUUAAAAAUUGUCUUUAGCUAAAUGGUGUUACCCCCAGUGUCCAUGAGACAAACAUAAAAGUCAUUUCAUCUGACGAGAAAGUGGAAUUAAGCCACUUCAUUACCUAUACGGUGUCUUAUGAGUGGCUUUUCAGCCAUUCAUUGUAAAAUAGUCUGAACAAACGACUCAUAAAUCCUGACACAUUAAACUCAAAUAAUCUCCAGUUCACUUGAACUCUGUCAGCCAUGAUACAAUUAAAUACACACUUUAAUAUCCCGGCCAAGCUAAAGCAUUUCCCCCCCUCUCCUCUUUAUUAGAGUAUCAUUACAGGCUGUGUAAAGCAGAGGUAAUGGCAGGUCUGCAUCACGGGAGUUAUUAAGAGGUUUUGGCUCCAGCAUCAGAGCUUCAGGAUCCUCAGAGAGCAGCUGCAGAAAAGCCUCAUGAAAUCCUGAUGGAUGUUGCUCAGGAUUUAUGGCGUAUUCCUCAGUGCAAAGAUGAUUUCUUUUCAAAUAUAUGGCAUUUGGUGAUUUAGUGUUUUUGGACAGAAGGGAGCUCAUCUUUGGUAUAUUCAGGCGUGCAGAGCGCACAGAGGAGCCACCAGCAUCCUCAGAUGGGAUUUUAUCUUCGUGUGGGGGCUUUCGAUUUAGCAUAUUCCCACUUAUCUCUUUCACUUUUUUUCGAUUUUGCAUCAGGCAUAAUUUGCCUUCAUUAGUUUAAAAGCCCUGACGCAUUUUUCUCUCCUCCAGCUUUGCUCCAGCAUCAUUUUUUAAGCCAAGCAGCAGCCUUUAGAGGCAGAGAUGGUGGUGGUGAAGGGGACACCUCGGGCUGACCCCAGCCUAACAAAGCCAACUACUAGUCACUGUCUGGGAACCUUUUAUCCCAUUCUUUUUAUUGGAGGCCUCUUUGGCCGGCCACGUUUUGUUGUGCGCCCUUUUGACUCGCCACAAGGCCAAAUAUGGCCCCCGCAGGUCCCUCAAUAUGGGCGAGAUUAAUUUCUCAGCCUCGGCCAUCUGUGGGGGUAAGAGUCAGUCAGCUGAAAGUCAUAAAUCUACAGUCCGUGCAUUUUCAAUAGGUGUGUGAGGGGGGAUGGAGGGAUGGACGGAGGGGGUUGGGGAGUGUGCAGCCAAAGCGUCAUGAUGAGAUAAAGUCCGCAGUCUGCAGGAUCCUUCACGAUAUUCUUCAAAGUCCACAAACAUCUAUUCUUAACCAUCUUCCACCCACCAGGGCGAAUGUUCAUUAGUCCCAUAAUGAACAUUUUUCUGCCUUCAAAUUAUCCCAUUACGUCCGACAUAAACAACCCGGAGUGCCGCCUCCCAUUGGCUGGCCGCAGGGUCACGUGGCCCGCGCGGCCGUCCGUCUAUUUGACAGCCGCAGGAUGGCUCCGUGCCAGAGGGGGAAAAGGAGACAGAGAGAGGGGCGAGAAAGAAAAAUUAGUAUUCUCCUUCCAGCCUCGCUAUAAAUCAAUCAUGGAGUCCUACGUGGUGAGCUGUAAAUAUGCUGAGCCGCAGUUCCCGCCUUGUGAAGAAGAUUACAGUAAUUUUAGUGACCAGGGGGGGUAUUACAACAACCCCCAGGACAGUGGUAGUUAUGGAGGGGGCUUCCAGCAACCCAUGCAACCCCCUCCGCCUCCAUACACACCACAACAAACCGGCUAUCCUCACUCUGUGCAGGGGCAUCAGCGGGAGGAUGGAGAGGACCACUUGCAGAACCAAAGUGCGCCCUUCCCCGGCUACAGAGGCACAGGCGCCCCCGCUAAGGAAAGGUUCCCCGCGGGUGACCUGCAGUGCCAGGCCUGGAUGACGUGCGCAAAGACCGUUCAGGUGCAGAGGAAAACGGCCUGCCAGGGCAAGGACAAGCCGCCCAUCGUUGUGUACCCCUGGAUGAAGAAAGUGCACAUCGCUCAUGUAAAUCCGAACCACGUGGGACCGGAACCAAAGCGGCUGCGCACGGCCUACACGCGGCAGCAGGUCCUGGAGCUGGAGAAGGAGUUCCACUUCAGCCGCUACCUGACGCGCCGCCGCCGCGUCGAGGUGGCCCACACCCUGUGCCUGUCCGAGCGCCAGGUGAAGGUGUGGUUCCAGAACCGACGCAUGCGCUGGAAGAAGGACAACAAGCUGCCCAACACCAAGGGAAGGAGCAAAAACAAGAGGGCGACGGACAACAACAACAACAACAGCAGCAGCAGCAGCGACAACAGCGACAGCGGCAGCAACGUGAAGGCGGUGAUCACCGUGUGAUGCCGGUGGUCCAAGCGCCGUUUGUGCGUCACGAGCAUCCACGUCCGCACCUUCAUUAUCCAACAUUGCUAAAGUGAUCCAGGGUAUAACUGCGGUCCUGAAACAAUCCUUAGCUGCUUUAAAAUGAUCCACCAAUUGACCAGCAAAUGGCUUUAUCGAUUUUCUGAAUGCCUAAUUUUUGAUUGUGUUCAAAUCUUUCUGUUGUACAGAUAUUUCAGUUUUACUCUGAUAUUUAAUUCACAAACGAAAAGCUUUGAAUUUUGCUUUUUAAGGCUGCAAUUACUCACAAGUUAUUCAACCGAUUAUUUUCUCAUGUUAAUCGAUUAAUCCUUUAGUCUGUGAAAUGUCAGAAAACGGUUGAGUCCUUGACCUCCACCCAACAGUCCAAACCUCAGAUAUCCACUUUAAUGUGAUAUUUUCUAUAAUAUCUUCAUAUUUAAGAGCCUACAUUUAUUUUUGUCCAUUUAGCAUAAAAACAACUGAAUUAUUUUUUUUCUGCACAUGUACUAAUUGAUUAUUCGGCUAAUAUUUGCAGCUCUAUACACUUAAGCUGUAUAGGGUCUAAUAUUUCUGGUGCAAUUAGAGAAUUGUUUCAAGUUAAGACACAAAGGCACAGGAGCGCGGAGCCUGUAUAAUUGGCUGCAGUUCUCCCUGUAUCUGCGGUGAACGAGGGUAGAUUGCGUCUUUUGGAGUAAACAGGGUUUUAUUUCUACAGGGUAAAUACGAUACAGGGUUUGAGAAUAGCUAUCUAAAGCGAUUAAAUGAAUAUGCACAUUACCAAAAUGUUAUUUCCACAGACUGGGGCUUAGAGGGGAAAACAAUUAACACCAACACCAAAUCACUGACCUGCAGAAUGGUUGGACUAAUAAUGUUUCAGUUUUUUAUUUUAGGAAUAUCAGAAGACAAUGCAUAUUUAGUAGAAUAAAUAGCCAUAUUCAGAUAUUCUUAUUCCAUAAGGUGAAUAAAGUCGUCAUUCAUUUAGGAGAAGUUGCAUUUUUACGCACGAGGAAAUACACAAACAAAGACUUAAGAAGCAGCCAAAUUGGAUGUUAAGGUUUUUAAAUGUACGACACUGACUGUAAGUCCAACUCAUGUUCUCAGGGUUACAGGGUUUUAACGAAAAUAACUUUCUGCAAGGUUUGUAGUUGGAUCCAUCAUCGAGAGGUUUGAAAUGAUCCUCUCUGCAAAAAGCUAAGUGUUGCAUUUUCAAAGAUGCUCCAGUUGAAUAUGCUAUUGAAAUGUAUUUUAGCCUACGUUAGAAGCAUAUUUU